Molecule: messenger RNA, 4850 nt
Organism: Arabidopsis arenosa
Lineage: Eukaryota; Viridiplantae; Streptophyta; Magnoliopsida; Brassicales; Brassicaceae
Source: the annotation of a GenBank genome assembly
CAUCUUUCAAAAAUUGAUUUCGAAGAGGAAAGAAUCGGAGAUGUUGAAGACCGGUGAUGUUUCUGAUCGGCGUUCGAGGCUCGAGUGGGAUGUAUUCCUCAGCUUCCAAAGAGAGACUAGCCACAAAUUCACAGAGCGUCUCUAUGAAGUGCUCGUCAAGGAACAGGUCCGGGUUUGGCACGAUGAUGUGGAACGCGGGAAUCAUGAGCUUGGUGCAAGUCUCCUGGAAGCUAUGGAGGACUCAGCCGCCUUAGUCGUCGUCUUAUCUCCUAACUAUGGUAAAUCUCACUGGUGUCUUGAAGAAUUAGCCAUGCUCUGUGAUCUAAAAUCGUCAUUGGGUCGUCUGGUGCUACCGAUCUUUUACGAGGUUGAACCGUGUAUUUUUCGUAAACAGAACGGUCCUUACGAGAUGGAUUUUAAAGAACAUUCGAAAAGAUUUAGCGAGGAGAAGAUACAGCGAUGGAGGAGAGCUAUGAAUAUAAUCGGAAAUAUUCCUGGAUUUGUUUACAGGAGGGGGAGAUCGGAGAUGGAAUCUGAGGUUGUUCCGAAGCCGCAUAGGCUCAAGUAUGACGUCUUCCUCAGUUUCCGAGGCGCAGACACGCGCAAGCAGUUUGCAGGGCCUCUCUAUGAAGCCCUCAUGAAAAAAGUUCGGGUCUUCCUCGACGACGAUGGUAUGGAACGCGGAGAUGAGAUCGGUUCAAGUCUUCAGGCAGGAAUGGAGGACUCUGCGGCUUCCGUCAUCGUCUUAUCGCGUAACUACGCUAACUCUCGCUGGUGCCUUAAUGAAUUAGCUAUGCUCUGCAAGUUGAAAUCAUCUCUGGAUCGUCGGAUGUUGCCCAUUUUUUAUAAUGUCGAUCCCUCGCAUGUUCGCAAACAGAGCGAUCAUAUUGAGGCUGAUUUUAAAAGACACGAAGAAAGAUUUAAGAAGGAGAAGGUACAAGAAUGGAGAAAAGCUAUGGAAUUAGUUGGAAAUCUUGCUGGAUAUGUUUGCGACGAGGGCUCGAAUGAGGAUGAGAUGAUAGAGCUUGUGGUGAAAAGGGUUUUAGCUGAAUUGAGCAAUACACCAGAGAAAGUGGGAGAAUUCAUUGUUGGUCUGGAAUCACCUAUACAGGAUUUGAUGAAGCUGUGCAAUACUGAAUCCAGUUCUGGCGUCCAAGUCCUGGGACUUUAUGGUAUGGGUGGUAUUGGGAAGACUACCCUUUCAAAAGCCUUUUAUAACAAGAUUGUCGGAAACUUCAAGCAACGAGCUUUCAUCUCAGACAUUAGGGAAAGAUCAUCAGCUGAAAAUGGGUUAGUCAGUCUUCAAAAAACUCUCAUCAAGGAACUUUUCCGUUUGGUACCUGAAAUAGAUGAUGUUAGCAGAGGCCUGGAAAAGAUAAAGGAAAAUGUUCAUGAUAAGAAGAUUAUUGUGGUUUUAGAUGAUGUUGAUCACAUAGACCAGGUUAAUGCCUUGGUUGGUGAAACAAGAUGGUAUGGUCAAGGAACUCUUAUAGUCAUCACUACCAGAGAUUCUGAGAUUCUGAGUAAGCUCUCAGUAAACCAACAGUAUGAGGUCAAGUGCUUGACUGAGCCGCAGGCGUUGAAGCUCUUUAGUUAUCAUUCACUACGAAAAGAAGAACCAACAAAGAAUCUGUUGGGGUUAUCCAAGAAGAUUGUCCAGAUAUCGGGACUCUUGCCGCUGGCGGUUGAAGUGUUUGGAUCUCUUUUGUAUGACAAGAAGGAGGAAAAAGAUUGGCAAACGCAACUGGAUAAGCUGAAAGGUACCCAACCAGGCAAUCUUCAGGAUGUUCUGGCACUGAGUUUCAAAUCUUUAGAUGAUGAAGAAAAGAAAGUAUUCCUCGACAUUGCAUGUCUCUUUCUUAAAAUGGAGAUAAAAAAAGAAGAAGUUGUCAUUGUACUGAAAGGAUGUGGGUUAAACGCUGAGGCUGCUCUCAGUGUCCUCAGACAGAAAUCUCUUGUUAAGAUCUUGGCAGACGAUACUCUUUGGAUGCAUGAUCAGAUUAGAGACAUGGGUAGGCAGAUGGUCCUUAAAGAAAGCGUUGAGUAUCCUGAAAUGCGAAGUAGACUAUGGGAUCGUGGUGAAAUUAUGACCGUAUUGAACAAUAUGAAGGGAACAUCAUCCAUUCGAGGAAUAGUACUUGACUUUAAAAAGAAGUUUGCGAGGGACAUGACUGCAGAUGAAAUUGUCUCGAGGAAUCUACGCAACAAUCUGGGUAUCAACUCUGUAUUCAAUUACCUGAAGAAUAAAUUUGUAGGAUUUCCAGCAGAGGAAAAGCCAAAAAGUUCUGAAAUCACCAUUCCCGUAGAAUCUUUUGCACCAAUGACGAAGUUGAGACUUCUUCAGAUUAAUAACGUGGAACUGGAAGGAAAUCUUAAAAUUCUCCCAUCUGAACUCAAGUGGAUUCAGUGGAAAGGUUGCCCCUUAGAAAAUCUCCCUCCGGAUUUUCUUGCUAGGCAACUUUCUGUUCUUGAUCUUUCAGAGAGUGGAAUAAGAAGAGUCCAGACUUUGCGCAGCAAUAGGGUGGAUGAGAAUUUGAAGGUUUUAAUUUUGCGUGGUUGCCACAGCUUAGAAGCCAUUCCUGAUUUAUCAAACCAUGAAGCCCUAGAGAAGCUUGUUUUCGAGCAAUGCACGCUUCUGGUGAAAGUUCCUAAAUCAGUUGGUAAUCUGAGAAAAUUGCUUCAUCUGGACUUCAGCAGGUGUUCAAAGCUUUCUGAAUUUCUUGUGGAUGUUUCUGGACUUAAGCGUCUUGAAAAACUUUUCCUCUCUGGCUGUUCAGAUCUGAGUGUGUUACCAGAAAACAUUGGUGCCAUGACAAGCUUGAAAGAGCUUCUUCUUGAUGGAACUGCUAUAAAGAACUUACCAGAAUCCAUAAAUCGCCUCCAAAAUCUUGAAAUCCUUAGUCUAAGUGGUUGCAGAUAUAUUCAAGAGCUACCUUUGUGCAUAGGAACAUUGAAAUCACUGGAGAAGCUAUAUCUUGAUGAUACUCCAUUGAAAAAUCUUCCGAGUUCUAUUGGAGAUCUGAAAAAUCUCCAGAACCUGAGUUUGGUGCGCUGCACAUCCCUUUCUAAGAUUCCUGACAGUAUCAAUGAGCUCAAAUCAUUGAAGAAACUAUUCAUCACCGGAAGCGCGGUGGAGGAGUUACCUCUAAAACCGAGCUCACUGCCAAGUUUGACUGACUUCUCAGCAGGAGAUUGCAAAUUUCUGAAACAUGUUCCGAGUUCAAUUGGUGGAUUAAAUUCUCUUCAACAACUUCAGUUGGAUAGUACCCCAAUUGAAACUCUACCAAAAGAGAUUGGAGACUUGCAUUUUAUUCGCCAACUUGGGUUGAGAAACUGCAAAUCUCUGAAGUUUCUGCCUAACUCAAUCGGAAAUAUGGACACACUCAAUAGCUUAAACCUUGAAGGCUCUAACAUUGAGGAACUGCCGGAAGAAUUUGGCAAGCUGGAAAAUCUAGUUGAACUGCGAAUGAGCAACUGUAAAAUGCUCAAGAGGCUUCCUGAAUCGUUUGGAGACUUGAAAUCUCUUCACCGUCUGUACAUGAAGGAAACUUUGGUCUCAGAGUUGCCAGAAAGUUUCGGAAACCUCUCAAAGUUAAUGGUACUGAAAAUGCUGAAGAAGCCUCUUUUUAGAAUUUCUGAGAGUAAUGCUCCAGGUACAAGCGAAGAACCUCGUUUUGUAGAAGUACCAAACUCUUUUUCAAACCUCACGUCACUUGAGGAACUAGAUGCUCGCAGCUGGAGAAUAUCUGGUAAAAUCCCGGAUGAUCUUGAGAAGCUUUCGUCUUUGAUGAAACUGGAUCUGGGGAAUAAUUAUUUUCACAGUCUUCCGUCUAGCCUUGUUGGGUUAUCAAAUCUCCAAGAACUUUCAUUACGUGACUGCCGAGAGCUCAAGCGUCUUCCCCCUCUUCCAUGUAAACUGGAGCAUCUAAACCUGGCAAACUGCUUCUCAUUGGAGAGUGUAUCCGACCUUUCAGAGUUAACGAUCUUGGAGGAUCUCAAUCUCACAAACUGUGGGAAAGUGGUUGAUAUUCCAGGCCUAGAGCACUUGAUGGCUCUGAAAAGAUUAUACAUGACCGGAUGUAACUCCAACUACUCCCUUGCAGUAAAGAAAAGACUUUCCAAGGCUUCUUUGAAAUUGCUGCGGAAUCUGAGCUUACCUGGAAACAGGGUCCCGGACUGGUUCUCACAAGGCCCUGUCACAUUCUCAGCUCAACCGAACAAAGAGCUCAGAGGCGUAAUCAUUGCUGUUGUUGUGGCUCUUAACGAUGAAACCGAAGAUGACGACUACCAGCUGCCUGAUGUGAUGGAGGUUCAAGCCCAAAUUCAUAAACUUGAUCAUAACGUAUGCACCAACACAUUGCAUCUCCAAGGAGUGCCUAGAACAAGUAAUGAUCAACUCCACAUCUGCCGCUUCUCAGCUUUUCACCCACUGGUUACGAUGUUGAAAGACGGGUACACCAUACAGGUGAUCAAACGAAACCCACCAAUUAAACAAGGCGUUGAGCUAAAGAUGCAUGGGAUUCAUCUGGUUUACGAGGGGGACGAUGAUUUGGAAGGUAGAGAAAAUACAUUACCUGAGACUCAGCAAACCGUUUCUCAGAAACUUGCCAAUUUUUUCAGCUCUUUCGAAGAAGAAGGUGAAACUAGCUCAGAAGUUGAUUCUACUGUUACAUGAUCUGCUACCGCUGAGAAGUUAAGAAACUGCUGCACACAAACUGUUGCGACAUGGUGAUGUAGCGUGUCCAAACAGGAUGUGGUGUUUUGGCUGUUGUUUCCUAUUUUCAAACUUAUUUGCUUCUUUAAGUUCGUUCCUUCUAUGUUGUUUCGUAACCUGUGCUUUUAUAAUCAAU